Molecule: messenger RNA, 3729 nt
Organism: Sus scrofa (pig)
Lineage: Eukaryota; Metazoa; Chordata; Mammalia; Artiodactyla; Suidae
Gene: WDR59
Product: WD repeat domain 59
Biological process (GO): positive regulation of TORC1 signaling; cellular response to amino acid starvation
Cellular component (GO): Seh1-associated complex; vacuolar membrane
Molecular function (GO): signaling adaptor activity; protein binding
Source: RefSeq, a predicted model, not a curated record
UAGUUUGCGGUCAGGCAGAAGCGAGGACGGGGCGUGGCAGCACUGACUCGCGGGCUGCGUGGGGCUCGCCGAGCCCAGGAACGCGGGUGUCUGAGGUAGGGACGCGUAGUUCUCGUGUCCCGACGGCUGGGCGCGGAAAAUGGCGGCGAGAUGGAGCAGCGAGAACGUGGUGGUGGAAUUCCGCGACUCCCAGGCAACUGCAAUGUCUGUGGACUGUCUGGGGCAGCAUGCGGUGCUUUCCGGCCGCCGAUUCCUUUACAUCGUCAAUCUGGAUGCCCCUUUUGAAGGUCACCGAAAGAUCUCACGCCAGAGCAAGUGGGACAUCGGAGCCGUGCAGUGGAAUCCUCAUGACAGCUUCUCGCACUAUUUUGCAGCCUCGAGCAACCAACGGGUCGACCUUUAUAAGUGGAAAGAUGGCAGUGGGGAAGUUGGCACGACCUUACAAGGCCACACUCGCGUCAUCAGCGACUUGGACUGGGCGGUGUUUGAGCCAGACCUCCUGGUCACCAGCUCUGUGGACACCUACAUCUACAUUUGGGAUAUCAAAGACACCAGGAAGCCCACGGUGGCGCUCUCUGCUGUAGCGGGUGCCUCACAGGUCAAAUGGAAUAAAAAAAACGCUAAUUGCCUUGCCACCAGUCACGACGGGGACGUUCGGAUAUGGGACAAGCGGAAACCCAGCACGGCAGUGGAAUAUCUCGCAGCCCACCUCUCCAAAAUCCAUGGCCUGGACUGGCACCCAGACAGCGAGCACAUUCUCGCCACCUCCAGUCAGGACAACUCGGUCAAGUUCUGGGAUUACCGCCAGCCUCGGAAAUACCUCAGCAUUCUCCCUUGCCAGGUGCCUGUCUGGAAGGCCAGAUACACUCCUUUCAGCAAUGGAUUGGUGACGGUGAUGGUCCCCCAGCUGCGGAGGGAGAACAGCCUGCUCUUGUGGAAUGUCUUUGACCUGAACACUCCGGUCCAUACCUUUGUGGGCCACGAUGACGUGGUGCUGGAGUUCCAGUGGAGGAAGCAGAAGGAAGGGUCCAAGGACUACCAGCUGGUUACGUGGUCUCGGGAUCAGACCUUGAGAAUGUGGAGGGUGGAUUCCCAGAUGCAGCGGCUGUGCGCACAUGACCUCUUGGAUGGUGUCGAUGAGUUCAUUGAGGGCAUUUCUCUGCUGCCAGAACCGGAGAAGACCCUUCACACUCAGGACGCGGAGCACCAGCACAACUCAAGCCACGGGGAAGAAGAAGUCUUAAAGGAAGACCCCCCGAGCAGUCUCCUGGAAGAGAAGAAAUCAGACCCGCUGGGCCUGCCUCCGACUCUGCAGCAGGAGUUCUCCCUGAUCAACGUGCAGAUCCGCAACGUCAACGUGGAGAUGGAUGCAGCAGACAGGAGCUGCACGGUGUCCGUGCACUGCAGCAACCAUCGCGUCAAGAUGCUGGUGAAGUUCCCGGCGCAGUACCCGAACCACGCGGCCCCUUCCUUCCAGUUCAUUAACCCCACCACCAUCACGUCCACGAUGAAAGCAAAGCUGCUGAAGAUCCUGAAAGACACUUCCCUGCAAAAAGUGAAACGCAACCAGAGCUGUCUGGAGCCCUGCCUGCGCCAGCUCGUCUCCUGCCUCGAGUCUUUUGUGAACCAAGAAGACAGUGCUUCCAGCAACCCCUUUGCGCUCCCGAACUCCGUCACGCCGCCCCUACCAACGUUCGCCCGGGUCACCACCGCUUACGGGUCCUACCAGGAUGCCAAUAUUCCUUUUCCCCGGACCUCGGGGGCCAGGUUCUGUGGGGCAGGGUACCUGGUGUAUUUCACGAGGCCCAUGACGAUGCAUCGAGCAGUGUCUCCAACAGAGCCCACUCCAAGAUCUCUCUCGGCCUUGUCUGCCUAUCACACUGGCUUGAUUGCGCCCAUGAAGAUCCGCACCGAGGCCCCCGGGAACCUGCGUUUGUACAGCGGGAGCCCCACACGCAGCGAGAAGGAGCAGCUCUCGGUCAGCUCCUUCUACUACAAGGAGCGGAUGUCUCCUCGCUCUGCCCGGCGACGUUGGUCCAUACAAGCAAUUAACGACUUCCCGAAAUCGAGGAGAUGGAAAAGUAAGCGGGAGGGCUCGGACGCUGGCAAUCGACCCAUCAAGGCUGCUGGGAAAGUGAUCAUUCAGGAUAUCGCCUGCCUUCUUCCUGUUCACAAGUCCCUGGGAGAACUGUACAUAUUGAAUGUGAAUGAUAUUCAAGAAACGUGUCAGAAGAACGCCACUUCUGCCUUGCUUGUCGGAAGGAAGGAUCUUGUCCAGGUUUGGUCACUGGCUACAGUAGCUACGGAUCUUUGCCUUGGUCCGAAGUCUGACCCAGAUUUGGAAACACCCUGGGCUCGACAUCCAUUUGGGCGACAGCUGCUGGAGUCCCUGUUGGCUCAUUACUGCCGGCUCCGGGACGUGCAGACACUGGCCAUGCUGUGCAGCGUGUUUGAAGCCCAGUCCCGGCCGCAGGGGGUGCCAAACCCCUUUGGGCCUUUUCCCAGCCGCUCCUCUAACCUUGUGGUGUCUCACAGCCGAUACCCCAGCUUUACUUCCUCUGGUUCCUGCUCAAGCAUGUCCGACCCAGGGUUCAACACCAGCGGCUGGAACAUAGCGGGCAGAGAGACAGAACACAUGUCUUCCCCUUGGGGAGAGUCUUCACCAGAAGAAAUCCGCUUUGGGAGUCUGACCUACAGCGAUCCUCGGGAGCGCGAACGUGACCAGCACGAUAAAAAUAAAAGGCUUCUGGACCCGGCUAACACCCAGCAGUUUGAUGACUUUAAGAAGUGCUAUGGAGAAAUCCUCUACCGCUGGGGUCUGAGAGAGAAACGAGCUGAAGUGCUGAAGUUUGUCUCCUGCCCUCCUGAUCCUCACAAAGGGAUCGAGUUCGGCGUGUACUGCAGCCACUGCCGGAGUGAGGCGGGCACGCAGUGUGCCAUCUGCAAAGGCUUCACCUUCCAGUGCGCCAUCUGCCACGUGGCCGUGCGGGGCUCGUCCAAUUUCUGCCUGACCUGCGGGCAUGGGGGACACACCAGCCACAUGAUGGAAUGGUUUCGGACCCAGGAGGUGUGUCCCACCGGGUGUGGGUGCCACUGCCUGCUUGAAAGCACUUUCUGAGCUUCUGGCCUGGGGAGUUGUUGGAAAUCCCAGAGGACCCCGUCACUGCCGUGACAGCUCUGCCAGGAGAGAGGCUCCAGAAGCCACCUCCAGCUAGACCAGGACAUGUCCCCCUCUGUGGUGACACGGCGCCAGCUGCUCAUGAGCCUUUGCCUUCUCCUUUGCGGGUGGCGGUGAGGUGGGUGGCGGUGGAGGAGGACACAGGCAGAUGUGCAGCGCUGCGCAGACAGCUGGAAGUUUCCUUGGAGAAAAGCACCUGCCUCCAGAGCUGUGUUUACCUUUAUGAUAUUAACUUUAAACCACGAAACAGCAUCCUUUCUGUUGUCAUCACAGAGACCAAGGUCGGCUGCAAAGGACAGUCUCCUGAACCAAAGGACAGUGGACUAAUUGAGUUGACAAAUGGGCCUAUGACAUAAGUUGGUGCAUUUAAUGAACGGAUGGAAUGUGGCCUUUUAAAAUAUGAAACAAAUUAUAAAUAUGUAAUGUACUUAAGGAUCCUUAAGAUGUAUUUUUUUUGUUUGUUUGUUACUUCUAGCUGCUCCCCUUGGAGAAUAAAAUUCUAAUAAUCAUUUGAAAAAAUAAGGAAUGAGGAAGUUGAACAACAUUUUAAA